UCAGUCCAGGGGAAAGGCUUGCUGUAACCAUACGCUAUCUGGCAACUGGUGAAACAUUCCAAAGCUUGCAUUUCCACUACAGGAUAGGAGCAUCGACAAUUGGCGAAAUCAUUCCAGAAGUAUGUAAAGCUAUAUAUGAGGCCCUGAAGGAAGAGUAUUUACAAGUUCCUUCCACACCAGAUGAAUGGACUUCGAUUGCCAAUGAUUUCAAGGAGUUGUGGGACUUUCCGAAUUGCAUUGGAGCAAUGGAUGGGAAACAUAUCGUGAUGAGGGCACCACACAACAGGGGUAGUUAUUGUUUCAACUACAAUACCACUUUCAGCAUCGUCCUUCUCGCUGUUGUGGAUGCGAACUACAAGUUCACAUACGUCGAUGUAGGAUGCAACGGGCGUGUCAGUGAUGGUGGUGUUUAUCGCGAGUCUUCCUUAAAUGCAGCACUGGAAACUAACACAGUAGGGCUUCCACCAUCUCGUCCACUUCCAAUGAGGCAACAAGACGUCCCAUUUGUGAUGGUCGGGGACGAGGCAUUUCCUUUAAAGGAAAAUGUGAUGAAGCCAUUUCCAGGAGGAGGGCUUACUGAUGAACGCCGAAUAUUCAACUAUCGCCUUUCCCGAGCGAGGCGAAUAAGCGAAAAUGUCUUUGGAAUUAUGGCUCACAGAUUCAAAGUCUUUCAGUCCGCAAUCCGUGUCCAACCAGACAAAGUUGAACACAUAAUUCUUGCCGUUUGUGUUUUGCACAACUUCCUGCGAACGAAAUCAAUGGGGUAUGCAUGUCCUGGCCAAAUUGAUUAUGAAAAUGAAUCUGGUGAUGUCAUUGAUGGUGAAUGGAGAUCCACCCAGCACAAUAACAUUCUUGUGGAUCUACCAACCAAUGACUCCAAUCGAUCAUCACUUGGAGUAAGAGAGGUGCGUGAAGAGUUCAUGGAUUACUUCAACACAAAUGGACAAGUACCAUGGCAGUGGUCGCACACACUGAAACAAACUGAUACUAAUAUAUGCGAUUAGGGUCAAUCUCACUGCACUCCAUUAAUUUGAGUCAUUGGAAUGAUGAACUAUAUCAUAAUCUGACGGGUAGACAAAAUCUUGGUCAAAACAGAACUCACCAAAUUUGAAACAGUCUUCCUUGGG
This is a messenger RNA of Lineus longissimus, 1127 nucleotides long. Its product is annotated as putative nuclease HARBI1. The coding region runs from base 246 to 1004 and encodes 252 amino acids. NCBI's taxonomy places the organism in Eukaryota, Metazoa, Nemertea, Pilidiophora, Heteronemertea, Lineidae. The record is from RefSeq and is a predicted model, not a curated record. The transcript has 3 exons.